Molecule: messenger RNA, 720 nt
Organism: Trypanosoma cruzi
Lineage: Eukaryota; Euglenozoa; Kinetoplastea; Trypanosomatida; Trypanosomatidae
Exons: 1
Coding region: 1-720 (239 amino acids)
Biological process (GO): protein peptidyl-prolyl isomerization
Molecular function (GO): peptidyl-prolyl cis-trans isomerase activity
Source: RefSeq, a predicted model, not a curated record
AUGCAUGGGAAACCGCUAACGCAAAAGGAUCCCCUUGGUGUGCCGCAUCGCGGCAUUUCACUGACACACCCAUCGAACCCUGUCGUUUUUCUUGACAUCAAGUGCCCCAAACCAGCUGCCGGUGGUGAAAAGGAUGGGGCACCGCAUCGCAUUAUGUUUGAGCUCUUUGCAGAUUUGGCGCCAACGUUAGCUUCAAACAUGUACGGUCUGUGCGUUGGAAGCUCCACCCGUCUCGUGGAACAGCGAAUUCAGCCGGCGGGCUAUAAAGGGACCGUGAUGCAUGACGCGCUUGUCGGACAGUACGUCAUUGGCGGAGAUGUUAUGGGCGGUGGUGGGAGCGGCUUUUUUUCCGCGAUUGGUGAGCGUCAAGGCCCGCUGCAGAUUCCUGCAAAUGAACUGGAGGCUCUUGAAACAACUGCACCGUCCCGCUGUCAGCACGCCGAAGGUCUUUACAUGCAGUAUUGGAAUCACACUCCUGGCACCGCCUCAGCGAUGGCGUUGAAAGUGGCGUCUACGUUUCGGAUUGACGCGUUGGAGCGUGGGGCAGAUGCGAAGAUGCCAUCCGACGCCAUUCUCAUUGGACGAAUGGUGCACCGUGACGCAGAGGCCCAUGAAAGGACGAAGCGCCAGCUUCUGGAAAUUACGAGGGCGGUGUUUCAUGCCAAGCGGGAGACCGUGCCGCUGUUGCUGCCUACCAUUGUGUUGUGUGGUGAGAUGUGA